Strongyloides ratti is the source of this 591-nucleotide messenger RNA. Its product is annotated as Zinc finger, CCHC-type domain-containing protein. The transcript is spliced from 2 exons. NCBI's taxonomy places the organism in Eukaryota, Metazoa, Nematoda, Chromadorea, Rhabditida, Strongyloididae. Gene Ontology annotation, molecular function: nucleic acid binding; zinc ion binding. The coding region runs from base 1 to 591 and encodes 196 amino acids. The record is from RefSeq and is a predicted model, not a curated record.
AUGCCGAAUUUUUCAAGCACAGUACAAAGACAAGAAAUUAAAAAAAUUGUUGAAGAUGUACUGGAAGGACUUGAAACAACAGUAGAAUACGAAGAUUUAGGAAAAGAAUUCUUAGAAGAACUAGUUCAAUUUGCCAAUUUAAGCGAUAGAAGAAGAAUUGUAACUGUGAAGAAGAAAUUGGGACUUAGAACGACAAUUAGAAAAGAAAAUUUGAAUAUUGAAAAAGGAUCAUUUAAAAAAAAACGCAAAAACUUGAGAAAGAAGAAUAAUGUAAAUCAUAACCGUCUAGAAGGUCACUUUGAGAAGCAGCAGAAUGAUAGAACUAGAAUCAAGAAACCUCUUGUAUGUUUUGACUGUGGUGAAAAUGGACACAUGAGAUUUGAAUGUCCUAAGAAAGGAAAAACAGAACCUUUCAUACAAUCAAAAGUAUGUGAAAUCAAGAAAGCUAAGACAGGUCCAAAACUGGAGUACGUGGAGCCUAUGAAUUUAGAUAAACGGUUAAAGCUGAUUUUUUUGAAUAAAAGUGAAAUGAAAGAUCUUGGUGAAGAUGUAACACUUCCAACAUUAAUCAAGUACAUGAAUGAUUCUUAA